ACCAACAAAAGGCUUAAGACCGCUUCUCAUCGCAGUCUUCUCUAGCCCAGCGUGACCUCAUUUUUUUUUCUCACCAUAGCUACUUCAACCAGAACAACAUGGAUCGCCGUCCUCAUGCACAGUCACUGGCACCGCCAGCCCCAAUAUCAAGCAACCCGCCGGAACCUCCACAACGCUUACGGCGCAGGUUGCAAAAGAAGCUCCUGUCCAUCCGACGUCCUGCACCUAUCGACCCCGUGGCAUCAAACAAACUCAAUACCGGGGUGGCAGUAGCUGCCCAGCAAGCCGGAACCAUCGGUCAACCUUCCUUGCGUUUGUCACCAGACCUGAGCGAUGCAAAAUGGCAUGCAUAUCUCGGAGACAGCAACGCUGUUCGAGAUCCGAAAUCAAAAUCACAAACAAACUCACAGUCAAAAUCAAAACCUCUACCAGCGAGACCAAGAACGCCAGAGAAACCACGAAAAGUCUCAUUCGACACAGCACCACCAGCACCGGCCAUUAUUCCGGAAUUCUCGCACCUCGCCGUGAGCAAUCUGACGCCGAGACCCUCUCUCGACAGCUCACUCAGCUCACCGACCUCAUCCAUCAGCACGAGAUCGAGCAUGCGACGCCAUGCAAAGACGCCCAUCUAUGCCAUUGGCCAACUGGAAAACGCAAGCUACGGGAGGAGCGCCAAAACCGCUGGAAAAGUCACCAGCGUCGACCUGAUUGCAAACCAGUACAGAGAUCUCCUCGAGACCCAGGAUGCCAGCUCAAUAUGUACCGACGCCCGCUCUGAUCCCUUCCCGUCACGACAGUCUUUGCACAGCCAGAUUUCCUCCUCUACUACCCGGUCGCGCCACAGCGCCGGCGAGACACCCGCCGAGCAGCUCCGGCGAGACAUCUUCUCGCCGGCACCGGCGCCGUUGCGCCGUGCAUCGGCGGCGUACUCUCGGUCACCACGGUCUGACGACGGAACGCUGGUUGCAUUCGACGAGGAAGCGAUCUACUUCAAGCCCCUGUCAUUCUCGCCAGAACCACCCUCGACACCCCCGCCCCCACCGCGGAAUCGCGCCCGACUCAAUCGAAAUUCGUCCUCCCAAGGGGGGUCGAGUCAGAACCUGAGCUUGCAGAUUGCCAUGGAUCUUUUGACCCGUGAGCUGUCGACGAGCAUGUUGGAUAAUUCGCACAAGACGGGGACAGAUGUCUCGUCUCUGCAAGUCUGGGUCAUGAUCGAAGCCUACGAGAGGUUGCGAGAUCAGGUUCUGGAAGCGAGGAGGCAGACAGAUGAGGCGCAGAACCUGGAGACGGUGUUUGAUACCUGGUUAAAGGCUCUCUAUACCCUCCAUGACCAGAUGACGAGUGAUGCGGCUUCUCAUGGGAGUAACUACGAUGAAGCGUAGUUGGGGUUAGGAUGGAGGGACGGAUUCGGAUGAUCUACCUACUAUUGAUUAACUUGGGUACGGCUAUACCCGCAUAGUGAUGGCAACGGCGUUGGAAUGGAUAGGUUCGGACAUGGCAUGUCUGAGUAACAGUACCUUACACCAGGUAUUAGGAACAACAGUAUCAAGUUUCAGCACCGAUUGAAGUCUACAAACGAGAAGAUCACAAGUGAUGCAUGCACUUUAACAUUGUUUCCUACUUUG
Colletotrichum acutatum is the source of this 1625-nucleotide messenger RNA. RefSeq lists its product as uncharacterized. Lineage: Eukaryota; Fungi; Ascomycota; Sordariomycetes; Glomerellales; Glomerellaceae. The transcript has a single exon. The record is from RefSeq and is a predicted model, not a curated record. Bases 99 to 1382 code for a protein of 427 amino acids.